CUUUGGUGGGGGUGGUGGUGGUGGUAGGCGUUCCAUCUCCUCCUCCGACGCUUCGUCUUCUUCUUGAAAGAGAAAAGAGAGAGAGAGAGAGAGAGAUGGAGCAUAUGAUGGGGCUUCUCAGGGUGCGGGUGGUGAGAGGGGUGAACCUUGCGUACCGCGAUGCCCGAGGCAGCGACCCAUACGUGGUCAUGCGCAUGGGCGGCCAGAAACUGAAGACCAGUGUCAAGAAACACAAUGUUAAUCCAGUUUGGAAUGAGGAUCUCACUCUUUCUGUUUCGGAGCCUCUCCGACCAAUUAAACUUCAAGUUUAUGACAAGGACACAUUCAGCAGAGAUGAUAAGAUGGGUGAUGCCGAGAUCGAUAUCCAGCCAUUUGUGGAGGCAGUCAAAAUGAACUUCUCUGGCCUCCCAAAUGGUACCAUAAUCAAAACUUUGACUCCCAACAGGCAGAACUGCUUGGCUGAGGAGAGUGCCAUUGUUUGGAAGGAUGACAUGAUUGUGCAAGAUGUUGUUCUCAGGCUCAGAAAUGUGGAGAGCGGUGAACUGGAGCUGCAACUUAACUGGAUUAACAUACCUGGUGCAUUAGGCUUGUAGGCUUUUAUUUGUAUACCCAGCAAGAUGUGCAAUUUACUCAUGAAACCCCAUAUGCACACUGCACUUUUAACUCCAUUUCCUACAGUUUUGUACCACUUAAUACUGUUGCUGGAAUGUAGUCUUAUCAACAUGCAGACUUGCCAAAGUGAUAAA
Musa acuminata subsp. malaccensis (wild Malaysian banana) is the source of this 746-nucleotide messenger RNA. RefSeq names its product protein C2-DOMAIN ABA-RELATED 3. NCBI's taxonomy places the organism in Eukaryota, Viridiplantae, Streptophyta, Magnoliopsida, Zingiberales, Musaceae. The record is from RefSeq and is a predicted model, not a curated record.